Portunus trituberculatus (swimming crab) is the source of this 1214-nucleotide messenger RNA. RefSeq names its product glutamate receptor ionotropic, kainate 5-like. NCBI's taxonomy places the organism in Eukaryota, Metazoa, Arthropoda, Malacostraca, Decapoda, Portunidae. The record is from RefSeq and is a predicted model, not a curated record. Gene Ontology annotation, molecular function: glutamate-gated receptor activity. Gene Ontology annotation, cellular component: membrane. The transcript has 6 exons. The coding region runs from base 1 to 1134 and encodes 377 amino acids.
AUGCGAGAACCCACGGACAAGUUAUGGGGAGCGGCGGCGGGCGGCGGCAACUGGACAGGCGUGGUAGGCACUCUGCAGCACGAAUUGGCAGACCUUUCCAUGGACCUGACACUGACGCCAGGCAGAGCAGAGGUGGUGGAGUUCUCAAGGGCUUACAUUGACGAGUCCCUCGUGAUUCUGUCGUCCAAGCCAAAGCCUUUGCCUGAGUACCUGUCGGUGGUCAGACCCCUUGAAGGCGAGGUGUGGGGCGCCAUCGUGGUGUGCGUGAUGGUGUGGGGCACAGUGCUGUGGGUGAUGGAGAGACUGUCGCACUGGAUAAGUGGACGCCGCUACCUCAGCUUCACGUCCUCCAUCUUCUACGGAUGGGGGCUGCUGCUGGAGGACCACCCCUUCGAGCCGCCUCCCAGCCCGCCUAGCCAGAUGCUUGUUGGAUGGUGGCUUCUCGUGUACCUCAUCUUAUCGACAGCCUACAGAAGCUCGCUCAUAUCUCACUUGGUGGUGGAGAGCAAGUCCUCGGUCGUUAACAGCAUGGAGGAGCUGGCGGAGCGGGGCAUGACACAGGGUUGGGUAUGGGGCGUGCCAGGAGCUCCAAUGACAGGUGCCUUCAGACCGUUCUUUGCCUCGAGUCCCAAUCCGGCAGUACUUAAAGUCUACGAGCUCAUCAAGAUCGUAGAGAAAGAAGAAGGAAUGAAGAGAGUUAUGGACGGUGACUUCGCCUACAUCGACAACUAUUACUUCAUCAGAACACUGGUGUCCACGUACUACACGGACAGGACAGGCUACACCCCCGUCCACAUCAGCACCACCCGCUACCCGCUGUACGGCGGCAACGCGUGGGCAUUCCGCAAGGGGGCGCCUUUCCGAGCACGCAUCAACGAGGGCAUCCAGCGGUUCAUAGACGCGGGGCUGGUGGCGCUGUGGAUGGACGAGGUCAUCGUUACACAAGUGAGGAAGGAGCGGCAGGCUUUGCAGGAGCGAGGCGAAGGGACGCAGCUUGCUCUCGUCAAGGCCAGCGAGGAGCAGGUGGUGCUCGGCUUGAGUCACCUGCAGGGUACAUUCUACACUCUCAUCCUGGGACACACUUUGGCUUCCCUGUCCUUCUUCUGGGAGAUUGUGCUAAGGCGCCGCUCAUGACAACACACACUACUGUCCAACGCUCACCACGCCACGCUCACCUCUCAAUGGAAAGUGUUUGUCAUUAGUUUUGUACAUUA